CUCUUCUGUUGACGCCGUGCAAUACUCGUGCAGGUCUCGAAUUGUUUCCGACGGCCGGACACAGCCAUGGACAGCAGUGCUCAUAACGCCCUGAAUGGCUGCGUCGCGUCGUUACGCUCGAGCAUGCAGCUGCUGGAGUCGAGCAUCAACAUCUUGGACAGCGGGGUGAACGACUACCCACGCCUCGCGAAAGUGCUACAGACAACCAGGCACUUCGAACUCGUCUCCGAGCACGAUCUGACCACCGCUCAAUCCACCCUGCUCUCCGAAAUCCAACCUGAAGUCUCGAAUCUCCUCGCACGCGUGGAGACAUACCUCGAUAAGCUGGAGCGUCGGGAAAAGAGCCUGAUGGCCAAAGCAGAGUUGCAAGAAGGCCGACUUGCGCAACCAUCACGAGCAAGCUCCGGAUCCAAGAGUCCCGCACGUAGACCAGCCGCCGGAGGGCUCGGCAACAUGGAAGAGAUGAAGAUGCAGCAGCUUCGGCAGAAAAAGGAACGUUUGAGCUAUGCUGUGGGAAGGCUGGAGCUGCAAGCAAGUCAGAGGCAGAGGCAGCUGAGAAAGAGCAUGGCCGCGCAAUGAGACUCUGCUCUAGUCACGCACACAGCGUGCAUUCCUCCCCACACACGACUCUACGGCGU
This is a messenger RNA of Cercospora beticola, 638 nucleotides long. It is a transcript of the gene SPC19, whose product is annotated as Spc19p. Gene Ontology annotation, biological process: attachment of spindle microtubules to kinetochore. Gene Ontology annotation, cellular component: DASH complex; spindle microtubule. The record is from RefSeq and is a predicted model, not a curated record. NCBI's taxonomy places the organism in Eukaryota, Fungi, Ascomycota, Dothideomycetes, Mycosphaerellales, Mycosphaerellaceae.